Messenger RNA from Ahaetulla prasina, 8554 nucleotides. RefSeq names its product ecotropic viral integration site 2B (gene EVI2B). Lineage: Eukaryota; Metazoa; Chordata; Lepidosauria; Squamata; Colubridae. Gene Ontology annotation, biological process: positive regulation of neutrophil differentiation; regulation of stem cell division. Bases 440 to 1351 code for a protein of 303 amino acids. The record is from RefSeq and is a predicted model, not a curated record. The transcript has 2 exons.
UACAAAUGGAUGAAGACUAUUGCUUAACACAUUGUAAGCCGCCCUGAGUCUUUGGAGAAGGGCGGGAUAUAAAUUCAAAUUUUAAAAAAAGCAAGAGACCCUAUAGAAUUAAUUCAGGUUUCUUAAAAAUAUAUGUAGUUUUAUCUCUUCAAAUUAAAAAAAAAGCAAUCAGCAUUUCAGUGUAAAUUUGCCUUUUACUAAUAACUGUACUUUUGGAUCCAUUAAAACUAUUAAAUGUAUUUAUGUGCCUGGGUAUGUUGCCCGUACAUACACGUACACCCCUACAAAUGUACAUUUGUUUCUGCAAAGCCUUCAUUUUUAUUGCAUUAUGUACAGUUAAGGACAUGGUCUCCUUAACUUAUAUUUAUACUGUACGUUUUGUUUUAUUGUUUUGUUCCCCAGGAUGAAGGGUGGGCUAAAAAAAGGUGUUCAUAAAUAAAUGUGUUAUACACUGAAAUACAUUGUUAAAACAGCUUUAAAAACAGCAAAGAUCCCCAGAAUUUUGACAAUGGCGAUCAAGGCCAUCGUUCUAAUUUUCAUCUAUGGACAACUGUGGGGGAGCUACACCGCUGGAAAGGGGCCUACGGGCGUGUCGCUCGAUGCUGAACCCCACAGCUUUCCAUCUCAAGGAAGUCAAUUCAAAGACCCUACCAAAAAUGUACAGCAAACGCCAUCCAGCAACCUCCCACUUCCUACCACGACAAAAGGACCUACACUUGCAAAUGAACAUUUAAUAGCCGCCGUGAUCAUUGGGGCCAUCCUGUUGCUCAUGAUUGUGAUCAUCGUUGCCAUCUUCCUCUGGAGGCAACGGAAAAGGUCAGAUCUGCCUCUUCCCCACUGGGCAGGACGCUCCCCGUUUGCCGAUGGAGACGUGCCCGACCUCACUGUGGAUAAGGAACCGCUGCAAGGCAUAAAACGGAUGUCCGCUCUCUCUCUCUUGCCAUGGAAAUUUAACAAGGACGCACAACUGCUGGAAAAUGCAGAAGGACAACUGUCUGAAUCAAGGAAGUCCCUGGAGGUUCCACAGGGGUCGGGUGAGGCAGGUACAGAGAGCGAGUCAAGCCACACUGCCACGGCAACCUUGGAUUCUUCAGCCAGCAGCCAAACCCAAAUUUCCGAGGAACCAAAGAACUUAACGGACAUUUCGCUCCAGCCUGAGAGUCCAAGGCUACAAGAUCCUCCUUCGGCCAGCUGGCCCAGGGGAGUCAAUGGGGAUAUUUUUAUCCCUGAAUCCCUUCCCAUGGAACAAGAUGUAGCGAACCAGGGUUCCAUAAUGCCAGAUCUGCCCCAACAAAAUGUUGAUGAAGCAGUGGUACUUCCUCCACCGCCAGAAGAAUUUUUGUGUAACUGAUUUUUGUAGAUACUGGCGCAAGUAAUUGCUUCCUCCUGGUUGUUUUUUUUUAAAAAACAUAUACUGGAAAAACAGAGUAGAUCCAUUUACUUUCAUCUUUUGUCACAAGACAAAUUCCUUGUGUGUUCAAUCACACUUGGCCAAUAAAAAAUUCUAUUAUAUUCUAUUCUUUUCAUACAGGCAGUACUCGACUUAUGACCACAAUUUCUCUUGCUAAACAAGGUGGUUGUUAAAUGAGUCAUGCCCAAUUUUAUGAGUUUUUGCCACCAUUAUUAAGCAAAUUGAUCCGUUUAUCUAACCAUGUUUAUUUAACCAUAUAUCUGAAAUGAUACAGGAUCACCUGCUCGAGCAGGGGCUUGAACUAGAAGACCUCCAAGGUCCCUUCCAACUAUAUUAUUCUAGAUUCUCUGUUCUAAAUCAUCAGAGUUAACUGAUUCACAUGCUCAUGAAGUGAGUUUAGCUUCCCCCAUUGUUUUUGCUUUUUUUUAUUUGAAUUUAUAUCCCGCCCUUCUCCGAAGACUCAGGGCGGCUUACACUGUAUUGAGCAAUAGUCUUCAUCCAUUUGUAUAUUAUAUACAAAGUCAACUUUUAUUGCCUCCAACAAUCUGGGUCCUCAUUUUACCUACCUUAUAAAGGAUGGAAGGCUGAGUCAACCUUGGGCCUGGAGGGACUUGAACUUGCAGUAAUUGCAAGCAGCUGUGUUAAUAACAGAUAGACUUAGUCUGCUGAGCCACCAGAGGCCCCUUGUCAGAAGCCAUUUGGGAAUAUCCCAAAUGAUGAUCACGUGACCCUGGGACAUCACAACUAUUGUACAUAGCAUACAUGACAGUUGCCAAGUGCUGGAAUUUUGACCUUGGGACUGUGGGGAAUGCUGCAACUGUCAUAAGUGUGAGGGUUGGUUGUAAAUCACUUUUUUCAAUGCCAUUAUAACUUUGAGCAAUCACCAAAUGAACGGUGUUAAAGUUGAGGAAUACAUGUACUUCCACAGAUGCUUUCAGGAAGACUCCAUAGCCAAACAUUCUCUACGGUCUCUGAUAUUCCCAAGUGAGCUUUGGUUGCAAAGACAGAUUUCAGGAACAUCUUUCUACCCCAUGGAUUUAUUGCUCCUACAUUCUUAUGUUUGGAAAAGACUCAUUUUUUUUAUGAGGAGGUGUUUUGUUUUUUUUUCAAAGCCUUUAUCAUCCUGGAAUCCUUCUAAUCUGGUGUGAACUUUUUCUAAUCAAAAAACCUGCACUUAAUGGGACUAUUUAGUGCUUUUAAAUCAUCACUCAGCAAUGUGGAGGUUUGACAUUGGUGCCGCACUUUGAAGUUUGACCCUUUUGAGAAAAUUUCCUCUACUGAAAUCGCAGCACAACUUCUGACUGAACAGUCAUUUUGAAUUUCGUAAUUCUUUUCUUUCCCUUAAUUAUUACCCUUAGAUGUUCGGCUGUAUCCUGUGUAUCCACAAAGUUAUCAAGAAUUUAUCCUCUCCUACUUUCCAUUUUGCUUGAAAGUCUAUUUAUAUAUCUUAUCUAAAAAGCUGUGCCCUUUUUUUUUUUUUUUUGACCAAAGAAAAGCACCUGACCACAAACUGAACUACUCUCAGUUUCCAAAUUCCUAUACAGUACAUUGGGCCUAUUGCGAUACACAGUGUUCUAUUACACACAUUAGGUGGCAAUGAUAAGAAUACAUUAGCUGCAGCUUUAGUGUGUUGAUGGGCUUGCAGGUUGCAGAAAACUCUGUAUUUGUGCAAAUGCAAUUGUUCUAAGUUAUUAAUGAGAGGGAAUCAGAUUACCGUAUAUACUCGAGUAUAAGCCGAGUUUUUCAGCACGUUUUUUGUGCUGAAAAACGUCCCCUCGGCUUAUACUCGAGUAUAUACGGCUUAUACUCGAGUUUUUUUUUUUUCUUCUUUUUUUCACAUUAUACCGGAUGGCGCAAACUUGGCGGGCUUUUGCAUUAGCGCGGGGAAGCCCUGCCGGUGCAGUGAGAGGGCGGGGCGGGGGAGCCGCCAGCCUUCUCGGCUGAGGGAGGUUUCCCGACCGGUAGCUGCCUCAUUUCCCACCCUCGGCUUAUACUCAAGUCCCCAGUUUACCCCAGUUUUUUGGGGUAAAAUUGGGGGCCUCGGCUUAUACUCGGAUCGGCUUAUAUUCGAGUAUAUACGGUACUAACUUUCAAGAGAUCAGGGUUUAUUUUACUACCGAAAGAGCCACUGCUUUAUUCUCUCACAAGGAUAAGUAUUCCUAGAAUAGAUGCACUUCAAGAAAGAUUUUAGCCCCAGUUAUCACAAAGCAUUAGCCAGCUUUCCUCAAGUUGGCUGGCAAAUUGUAGGAGUUGCCAUCCCAAAACAUUUGAAGGAUAUCAAAUUGGAGGAGACUGGAUGCUAUGAAUUAAGAACCAUAAAAAUAUUUUCCCUUAAUGUCGUUCAACAAACAUUUGCAAUUAUUUUGUUAAGCUAGCCUGGGAAGAAUUUUGUUUGGGAAAAUUUUUACUAAAGGAAUACUACAGGUGAUCAGAAGCAACGUUUGGGAAGUCUGGUCUUUAGCCAGGCAGGAGAUACAGAGACCAAAUUUUUGUCUUCAGUGGGUCACAGAGAAAUUUAUGAAUGAGACAGGAAAGAAAAUGCUAUGUUUUUUGCUACAGACAAAGUGUAAAAUAAAAUUAUGGAGACACAGAGAUGAAAGUUGAUGGCUGCAUGAGAUAAGAGGGGAAUAUGAUUGAAGGAAACCCAGUGAGGGAAUAAAUAGUAUAUUUGGUUCAACCCUGAGCAGAAGGUCAGACAAAACGGAUACUCCCUUGCUUCUUUAAUGUAGUUAUCGAGAAUGUUUUUGGUGACAUUAGAAAUACAUUGGGAAGAGAAAUGAAAACACAGUACAGCUAAUCCUGUGUUCUUGGAACAUUUGACAGUGACAUUUAAAACAGCAAUGAAUCUGAAUCUGAAUCUGUUUACUUAAGACAGGAAAAUGAAUGGAGAAAUAUUAAGACAUGCAAAUACGGGUAAAAAGAUACAGGCAGUCCUCAACUUACAACCCCAAUUGAGCCCAAAAUAUCUGUUGCUCAGUGCUAAGACAUUUGUUCUGUGAGCAUUUUACACCCUUCCUUGCCACAGUUGUGAAGUGAAUCACUGCAGUUGUUAAGUUAAAACACAGUUGUUAAAUGAAUCUGGCUUGACUUUGCUUGCUAGAAGUUACAAAAAGUAAUCAAAAGACCUCUGCAACCGUCAUAAAUAUGAGUAAGUUGCCGAGCAUCUGAAUUUUGAUCACAUGACGAUGGAGAUGGUGUAACGUUCAUAAAUGUGAAAAACAAUCAGAAGUCUUCUUUUUUCCCCCAGUGCCGUUACAGUCAUUAGACAAAUUGCUGUAAGUUGAAGAUUACCUGUAGUUGUAAGUGGUCAGUUGUAAGCAAUGAGUAACAAGAAAUUAAAAUGCCUUGUUUAAGAGCAUGUUUUUGGCCAUUCUGCUAUAAAGUAUGGGUUGGUUAGGUCAAGAAAAACAAACAUUUUUACAAUGGGAAUGGGACUUUUAAGAACAAGAACAAGAAUGGCACACAAGUACAAGAAGUGAACGGAAUAAAUGUGGGCUAACUAUGGCAGCGAGUAAAUAAUACACUGAAGUGGUUUGGAAAAAGAAUAAAUAAGGAUUCAAUCACAAAAUAAAUAGACAUAUGAAAGAAGAGUAAAUAGGUUGUGAGGAAGGCCAAAAUGAGAAAAUAGCAGUUGGGUGGCAUUAUGAAAAUCCUUAUUUUUUCUCUCAUGCCUUCAAUUAUUAUUCAAUGGUAUUGAAAUAAUAUCCCUUCUUCUUUUUCUGUGCUCUGCAUAACCCUGCUUAUGUUGAAAGGGAAGAGCUUGAUGCGGUAUGCAUAUAUGCAAAAAAGGAGAGGCUUAAAGAGGAAACAACAGUGUCAUGACCUGGAGGACUUGCCAUCAUUGAAAGAAGUAUAAAUUAGGUGUCAUAUCACAGAAUGCUGCAGCAGAAUAUCAGGCCGUCUACGGAUCAGUCAAAAUGAAGUGCCAGUGGGCCAUACAGGGAAAAUAUGUUAAUCCCAAAUACACAAGGGAGUGAAGAACAACAAAUGCAGUGGUUUGGUUCCAGAUCUACUGUGUUUCCCCAAAAAUAAGAUCCUGUCUUAUAGUUUUUUGAACCCCGAAAUAAGCGCUUGGCCUUAUUUUCGGGGAGGUCUUAUUAUUUUGGGGCAUAUGGAGCAAGACAGGGCUCCUCUUGCCGUCUUUCCUGAUUUCCAGCUCUGUCUCCCUAACCAGAGGAAAUGGUGGGGACUGGCUGCCCAUGUGGUUAAAUAUUUUUGAGGAGGGCUUAUUUUCAGGGGAGGGCUUAUUUUCGGGAAAGGGUUUGUUUUCAGGGGAGGGCUUAUUAUCCGAGAAGGUCUUAUUUUCAGGGAAACACAAUAAAAUUCAAUAAUAAAUUAAAAAAAUAAAAUAAAUAAAAAUUAAAAUAAUAAUAAAUUAAAAAACAAGACAAAUUCCUUGUGUGUCCAAUCACACUUGGCCAAUAAAAUUCUAUUCUAUUCUAUUCUAUUCUAUUCUAUUCUAUUCUAUUCUAUUCUAUUCUAUUCUAAUUCUAUUCUAUUCUAAUUCUAAUUCUAAUUCUAAUUCUAAUUCUAAUUCUAUUCUAAAUUGACCAAAAUUUGUGGCAGGAUCUGAAUCAAAGCCAGCAAACAUAGCCGGCAAAUCCUCAAAUGUUACAACUGGCCAUGGUGAAAUGGGUUAAAAUUCCUACAGAAGGAUGUGAAAGACUAAUAAUAGAUUAGAAGCACUUGGUUGCAUUUAUCGCAACUACAGUAAAGGUAAUACAACCAGUUACUGAAUCUAAGGAAUUAAUUAUUGUUUCAUAGUGGUAUGUCCCAGGCUGGAUAAUUUUGUAAAGAAAUGUAUGAGGCAAGCACUAUAUGAUGGUGGUACUUGUUUACUCAGACUUCCUUUACAUAUCAGCAGGACCCCUAUAAUGCUCUGAUAACAUCUGGUGAUAAAGAUUGGGGGAAAUAUGAGAGAAAAUGGAAGUUACUCUUUCAUAAAACUAUACAUUAGAGUACCAAUUGCUACAGAUGAAAAGAGACUCAACCAGAGGUGGGAUUCAUCAGGUUCUGACCAGUUCUGGAGAAUCGGUAAAUACCACCUCUGACUGGCCCUGCCCCCAUCUAUUCUCUGCCUCCCGAGUCCCAGCUGAUCGGGAGGAAAUAGGGAUUUUACAGUACCCUGGAGUGGGAAGGGAAUGGAGAUUUUACAGUAUCCUUCCCCUGGAGUAGGGAGGGAAUGGGGAUUUUGCAGUAACUUUCCCCUGGAGUGGGGUGGGAAUGGAGAUUUUACAGUAUCCUUCCCCUGCUACGCCCACCAAGCCAUGGCCACAGAACUGGUAGUAAAAAAAAUUUAAAUCUUACCACUGGGCUCAACCUCUCAUGGUAUUUAACUCAGUUCAGUUUGAGGGUGAAGUUUCGUUCUCCGAGCUUGUGGGCUGGUUUCCGAACAUUUCAUUUCCAGGCUAGGUAACAUCUUCAGUGGACUUUAGGGGAUGCCAGUUUUCUUCUGUUUAUAAGGGCUUCAGGUAUGGGUGUGUCAUGUGAGGGUCUUGUGAUGGGCCAGCUGUGGGUCAUCAAUGAGUGUUGUGAUGGGUCUUAUGAUGGGUAGGUCAUAUCAGGUUAGGGUCAUUGGGAGGUGAGCUGCUGGUGUGGGGAGGUUGCGUGGGUUGGUUGGGGGUCAGUGCUGCGUCUGGUUGGCUGUGUGGUCGAUUUGGAUUCUGAGGGGUUCGUAGACUGGCUGUAGGUUGAUGUGUCUGUUGAUGGAAUUGCUUGUGGAGUGCCAGGUGUCAGGCCUGGAAGCCAUCUUUUGGAUUGGAUCUUCAGGCCUGCCACAUUUAGUGCUCUGGAAAACUGGAAGGGGGGAUUGAAUGGAGCAGGGGAGAUGUAUAGUCAUAAUAACAUUCCUUUCUCUGAGAGUCAAGGACAUCCUGCCCUGCACCUGUAGGGGCGUGACUGGGAGGCAUCUCCAGUUGGCACGGUGCAUUGAUUGGAUCAUGUAAUGGACAUGUGGGUGUUGGGCAGGGACAUGGACUUUUCUUUGGGUGGGGAAAACCUGGAAGCUUUCAGAUUCAAGUUUACCCAGAUGUGCCAUUAUGACAUCUCUAAUAAAGUGGAACUUUGAGGAAUCUCUAGCCUCAGAGUCUUAUUUCCUUGGGGUGUGUGACUUGGAACCCGACACUAGGCUUCAAGGAACUCACAAGCAUGUGGUGGGAUAGCGUGGCCAAUGAUUUUUGUGUUGCUCCGUUUAGUUUGGCUUAAUUUUAAUAUUCUAAAUUUUUAAAAUUUUAAAUUUUAAUAAUUUUAACUGGUGUAUUUUAUUGAUGGGUCAAAUUUGACGGUUUUAAUUUUCGGCCAUUCAUAGAAUAUGUUAUUUUAACUAUGGUUUUAAUCUGUAUAUUGUUCUGUUUUAAUCUGGCUGUACACCGCCCUGAGUCCUUCGGGAGAAGGGCAGUAUAAAAAUCUAAAUAAUAAAUAAAUAAAUAAAUAAAUAAAUAAAUAAAUAAAUAAAUAAAUAAAUAAAUAAAUAAGUUUUCCAGGGAGUCUUGAGUAGUUGGCUAAACACUGUUUAGAUCCAAUGUGUACUAACCCCUACAUCAAAUCUCUGCAGGAGUUUUAGAGAAGUAAGCCUUCCUUAUUUUUCAAAAGCAUUUUCCUGUUUGAGAUGAUUCAUCUCACAAAAAGAAUGGUCUGCCUUGAUUGGAUAAUGCUUGUAUAAUUUUCUUGUUUUUACUUAACUAAGAUUUUCCCAUCUUGUAUCAUGGGCCUUUACUUCCUCCAAGUAACUUUAUGGUAACUUCAGAUGUAACAGAUAGAUGUACUGCUAAUAAACUACAUCUGUAUCAUGUCUGCUGUUUCAACUCCUACCCUCUGUUCCAACUGUUUCAACUCCUACCCUCAAAACGACGCUAUAGAGCACUGCACACCAGAACAACUAGACACAAGAACAGUUUUUUCCCAAAGGCCAUCACUCUGCUAAACAAAUAAUUCCCUCAACACUGUCAGACUAUUUACUAAAUCUGCACUACUAUUAAUCUUCUCAUCGUUCCCAUCACCAAUCUCUUUCCACUUAUGACUGUAUGACUGUAACUUUGUUGCUGGCAAUCCUUAUGAUUUAUAUUGAUAUAUUGACCAUCAAUUGUGUUGUAAAUGUUGUACCUUGAUGAACGUAUCUUUUCUUUUAUGUGCGCUGAGAGCAUA